This is a messenger RNA of Pocillopora meandrina, 17751 nucleotides long. The record is from the annotation of a GenBank genome assembly. NCBI's taxonomy places the organism in Eukaryota, Metazoa, Cnidaria, Anthozoa, Scleractinia, Pocilloporidae.
CCGCCAUUUUGAACCUAGCGCGCGGAAGAUGAACACAUGCGUAGUACGUUAAUUAUGACGCAAAGGUUGUCGGGGACGGCCAUAUUUGUUGAUGGCAACUGCAAACAUUCUGCACAUUUAGGAAGAAAUAUUUUUUCUAAAUAUUAACAGUUUUACAAAAUGCUGCAAGGAGUGCAUCUCGUUGGUGAGGAUGAAGACGACGUCUACGGUGGUUUUAACGAUUACAAUCCAGCCUUUGAUACAGAGGUUAGUCGAAGUUGUUUUCGUGUGAAGCGCCGUUCACCGAGAGAGAUUGUACGAAGUGAUCUGUACUGUGAUUUCGGAAAGUUUUGCGCGAAACUUUACAAAUCCUGGAUUUGAAUACUGGUUAAGAUAAUUUAAAUGCUCAAAUAAUUGAAGUGGUAAAGAGACAGCCACCUCUUUUUUCUCCUUUUGCCUAACGUGGCAGCCAGUUAAACAAAACUGAGACAAGAUCAUGCACAAAUAGGAAUCUUUUACUGGUCCGGCUAGAUUCUGACCCAGACUUUUUAUCUUUGGUCUAAAGCAAAGGUUUAAGCUUUCAACAAAUUCCCUCCCUUUUCUCUGCCGAAAAUCUUAGGCUGCACAAUUUGUACGUGAAAAAAUUGUACUGUCAAUUGCAUUGAGUGUUGCAAGUAAUCUUGCAUUGUUUUGUUCAGGAAACUUAGGCCGCCCUCUCAGCCAGUUAGAUACAAAACUAUCUCAUCAUGAUUCCGUCAAACCUAAUCAGAUUUCGAUUAAAAUUUAUCCAAGUCAUCGAAGCUUGACUGUUCAGAAGGAUUUUUCAUUGGUCAGGAGAUUUGUCCUUUGAAUGGCAAUUUUUUUUUUCGAGUUGACUAAAAUCUGUGUGUGGCCCAACCAACCUAGUGAUCUUCCUCUGUUUUGGUCAUAAGUACUACCAAUGUGCCUGAAAUAAGACUGCAAAGUUUUCAAGGCAUUGAGAUAUAUUGCAAAGUUUACAUUUUAUGUCAAAAGUCCAACCUGUAGAAGUGAAGGAUUUCCACUUGGUUAUGCUUUCAAUAGGAUGUUAGUGGUUAAAAGGUGGUGAUCCAUGUUAGAAGUGACUUCAUCAUAUUACAAAUCAUUGUACUUCAUUAUGAGUGUAUUUACCUUGAUGUUAACAACAUCAUGUUAACCUUUAAUGGGUACAUCAUCAGUUUUCUAGAUGUGCCCCUCUCCUCUCUGAUUACCUGGAAUCAAGACCCUUUUUCUUAUAGAUAAAUUAUCUCUACACUAAUUAUUGUACAUAUAUAUUAAGAUACUGGAGUGGAGGAAAAUAGAAAACAAAAAAAAAUAAAAAAUGAUUCACUGCAAUCUUAAAUACAAUGUUAUUUUUUCUAUUACUUGCAAUGAAUACAAAUGGAUAAACCUUUUUCCUGAGCAGUGCAUUUCUAUUCAUCAACAUAAUCAGCAGUAAUUAAUCAAUAUUAUGUUUUUGUUGAUGAGUAAGAAUCUGUUUGAUAUCUUGUUAAAAGACCCUUGAAAUUAAUUGUUCUGUCAAGCACUGUCUCCAUAUCUAACUGCCAAAAUUGUGCUCUUUCAAGAAUUACCAAGUGCAUUAAGGCUCUUUUCUCAGAAAUCAAGGCUGCCCAGCUCUUGAAAGCAUACAAAUAAGCAAGGAUGGAUUGGGCAAAGACAAAAUUCAUUUCACUUUGGCACUUGUGCUCUGCUUGAGCACAGGCGUGCAUGACAGGUCCAUGUAAAAAUUGUUGUUAAGUAUCUAAAAAUUUAAGAGCACAGCAGUCUUACGAAUAGAGGAUAUAUCAGUUGUCUUAAAUUUCACCCUUAUGCUAAUAGAAUUAAUAUGUGGAACUGUUACCUGUAGUUUGUGUAAUAACUUAACCUUAAUUUCUAUUUUAUUUCAUUAAAUCCUACAAAAUAUUUUCUUUUGGAUUUUUAGAAUCUUGAGGAAGAUGAAGAAUUUCAACAAGCCCUGAAAACAAGUCAUGGACAGAGACCUGGUUUGGUGAGUAUCAAAUUUUGUUGUUGCCUUUCAUUUUGCACUUAAAAGAGUUUGAUACCAGAAAGUCAACCUCCAUAAUUAUAACUUGAAGCAUACAGUUGGUUAUUUUUCUUCUAAAAAAUAGUGUUUCCUCUUACAACUUUGUAUUGUUCAAACUACUUGAACUAAAGAAAUAGGAAAAGAGCUUAGGAGCAUUUUUAUUAAAACGAGAAAGGAUGUUGUGUAUGGGAUUGGUUCACUUUAAAAACUGACUAUGGAUAUAUUUGAUUAUUUUGUAAAUAAAUGUGAGCUGAUCCCAAAUUGUAACAACCUGCUGUAAUAGUGAAGUAAAAAUAUACAUGGUGUGUUUGGUGUACUUACAUAUGAUGUCAAUAUGAAAUUAUUUCAGAUUAGUGCAAUUUGUAUUUUCUGAUGGUUGAGGAUUAUGGUAAUGGACCUUGAACUGUGAAAAAGACAAGUCGAACUACUUUUUGCAGUCAUUUUGAGCUGCAAUUUAUUGUGCAUGGCAGUACAAAUGUUGUGAUCCUAUAUUUUACCUUGUUUAAGAUUUGUAUUUUCUUCCUCAAAUUACAGAAAACUGGCAUGAAAAUAUCCACAUCAGCUGGGGUAUGAUACAACUUAAAUUGCUAUUUUCAAAACCAUCCAAGAACUUAAAGUGUUCCUCAAUUUCACAUAUUGUUAUAAUUUCUCUUAAAUGUACAUUUAGCGAGGGAAGGUGCCAGGAUCUUCAAUGGGACGACCAACAACUGGAAUUGCAGUGAGUUUAUGGUCAUCUUCUCUUGCCUUCUUUUUUUUAUCAGUUAUUUUUGUUUUCCACACAUAAAGGUUAAUUAUUAUUGUCAAGUUGCCUUUAACUGCUAAUGCUCAUCCCUGGUUUGUGUUGCACAGAUUGAAUAUUAGGAUUAUGUUUAGUCCCUCUUAGAUGGUAUGUUAGUCUAUUAAAGAUUCUCUCCAGCACCCCCUCCCAAACAUUUUGUCAGGUUUCCCUUGAAAGUUUGUUGGUAAUUGUUUAUUUUUUCUGGCUUAAGAGGCACUGUGAAGGUGAAGUGUCUUGGCCAUGACCCAGUCAGGACUUGAGCCCAGGCCUCCAUAUCUUGAGUUCAGAGCACUAACCACUAGGCUAAGUUGUAUCUCUCUUAUAUCUUAAGCAUUUGUCAAAGAUUUUGGUUGAAUUUUGAGUGCCAGAUCUCAGAAAUGUCAAUGUUUGUAUUUUUUUCAUUGUUUUUGUACAGUCUAUGUAGUAACAAAACGACCCAGAUUGGGAGAAGAGAUUGAUGUAUAUAGUUUUAACCCUUUCACUCCCACAAGUGACCAAGACAGAAUUUCUCCUUACAAUAUCAAUAUAAUAUCAAGCAGGCAGGUGAUGAGAAUAGAGAAGAAUAUCAAUCAUGGGAUUAUUAGUUGAUCCAAUACCAAAUUCUCAGAACUAACAUUAUAAGAAUUGUACGGCAGAUAGUAAGGAGAAUUACUAAUUAGAUCUUGGGAGUGAAAGGGUCAAAGCAUUUAGUUCUGAAGUACAUGUUUAACUACAAUGUAAACAAUGAACAUUUCACCCUUGAGAAAAAUGACAUUAUGAGAAGAACAAUAUCGUGAGAAUGUAUACCAAUAAUUGAAUUUGCAAAGAAUAAAAAGGAAUAUUGUCUGAUAGCCAAAUACUUUCUAUCUAGGAUACAGGAAUGGCUCGUCCUAUGACUGCAGUGCGUGCAGUGGGUUACACAUCAUCAGAAAGUAAGUACUGAACUACAAGGUCUUGAGGCAGGCUGUAUUCUUUGCAGUGAACACUGUAUCACUGAGUACUAGCAAUACUACUAAAGAACAGUUUGCUUCUACUUUAUAUACUUAUACACUGUAUCUUGCAUGAGUACAAUUGAACCUGUAUUGAGCAGCACCAUACUAAGCAGUCACCUUGUAUUAAACAUUUGGUCAUCAAAAUUCCAAAUUUGUUUCCCCUUAAUCACAGUAAUUUUUACCUCUAUUAAUCAGUCACCUCUAUGAGGCAGUCACAAUCACCUUUGAGUGAGUCCCAACAGCCAGUUUGUAUUUUCUUUCACCUGUUUUGAGCAGUCACUGCAGAACUACUUGAAAAGAACUAAGAUAACCUUUUAAAUAAAAUUUAAUCCAUAUUUCUCUCCUGAAAUCAAUGUCUGUGGUAUUUUUAAGCAAGUUUUUGUACAGUAAAUGGUCAAUUAUGGUAUAAAAUGGUGUUUUUUUAUGGUUUUUCAUAUUACCCCAUAUUCUCCAGAACAUGUAGAAAGCAAUCACCUGCCGUUCCCUGUGGGUGACCACUCAAUACAGGUUUGACUGUAAAUUUUGUUGUCAAGAACAGUUAAGGGUAAAAUUCAUUGCCUAAAUACAUAUAGUAAUCUGUGAACUUUUUCAUGUUUGUAUUGGAAUGAGUAGUAAUUGUUGAUGUUAUUUUAACAUUGCAACUGCUGACAGGGGACUUACUUUACUCUUUGAUUAAAUGCUAGGAUUUGUAUACUAAAUACCUUGUUGCCAAGUUGGAGUUGUGAUAGUUAAUUCAGUAGAAUUAUAGUGCACAUUUUCAUUUUCAAGGUGUAGUUAGUUCAGUAUUAAUGGUGAGAUGUGUGGCUGUCUUAGAUAAUGGAUUUUAACAGUCAUAAAUAAACUUAUUUGCACCCUGUCAACCAGAUUAAGUUUGGAUCGAAUGUCAGUGUAAAAUAUGGCAUAUACUAAUGAAUUGUACUUCGAAAAGAUGAAUGAUGGUAAAAUGCAUUACAGUAACCCUUAACAAUUUUAUUGACCAUGUAUUUACAUGUACUGCCUUACAGAAACAUCCAUGACUGGGGGUGCUCAGUUUGACCCUUUCAACCAAGCACGUUUACCUGCCCCUCCCCUUGAAGGAAAGGCAGAGGAAAGGUUGGUUGUUGAUUCUAUGUAAAGUACGCAUGUAAUAUUUAAGUUCAUAAUUCUAACUCAUCAAUUAGGGGCAACCUUGGUAGGUGCCUCUGAUGAUGGUGGACCCAGGGGCAUACAAGCUUAGUAUUACAUCAACAUAACUGUCACACUGAACAAAGGAAAUUUGGCUGAAAUUGAAAAUGUAUAUUUGCCAGUGAAGGAAGUGAAGGGGAGAGAAUUUUUCUUAAAGAUGUGAAACAACACAGGGAAGUCUUUGCACUAUUAGUGUUGUAAGGCCAUGUACAGGAUUUUCCUCAGAAAGCUGAAUCUGAGAUGACAGUGUCACUCUACAGUAGGGUUAGACCCUCUUAUUUCACAGAAGCAAGGUGAUCUUAUGUGUCACUUACUCUGCUAUGGUAGUGCUCAUAGUUUAAAACAUAAGUGAAACUCUUGCUGGAGACCUUUUUACUUUCUGAGCUCCUAAAUAUAGAUACAGUUAAUCUUUCAUAGUGUUGUUCUGCACUGCAUCAAGUUAGUAGCAAUACUUCAAACCACCAUUGCAUUGAGGUUAAAUUGCCUCAUGUUGGUUUCAUUUUACAGUUAUAUUAAACCCUUUGAAAUGUAGUUCUUAGCGUGAAAUCUGAUUGUUACUGAUUACUACACUCUACUAUAAAUUAUAAAUAUCUCUGCUAUGUACCAUUUUCCAAAAGUAUUCCAGUACAUUGAUUAUUAGUUUGAAAAUUUUGUCAUAAAGAGCAAAUGAUGACACGAGACUUGCUUUAUGAUCAACAGUCCUGAAGAAAAAAUUAAGCAAAUGGAAAAGAAAGUAAAUGAACUGGUUGAAGAGAGCUGCUUUGCUAAUGAUAGAGGAGAAUAUCCCCUGGUAAGUCAAAUGCAUUUUUCAAGAUACUUGUAUAUGUUCUCAACACUUUGAAUUGAAAUCUUCAGAAAUUAUUUUCUAUAUCUUCUACUCUGCUCCUUUAUCCAAGUAUGUAGUGUAAGAAAACACUAAAACAAAGGCUAAGAUUAGAGUAAACUCCAUCUAGGAAUAGAUGAAGUACAAAAUUUUUGUGCUCACAGUUUCAGUGACCUUCGGGAUAAGGUACUGUAAACCUGAAUACAAUGUACAGUUCUGAUUUAUGGGCCAGUCCCAAUGUUUUUGUAUCAUUUAGCAAUUCACAUGUAGGAGGCAAGCACCUUUGAAUAGAAGAUCUAAUACAGCUUCCUACCUUUCCAGAAAAAAAAAAUGGCUUUUGAACCCUUCAGGACACUGCACAUGUCUGGACAAAACUUGGGACAAAUGUUUUCUGAACUGUGGGUAAUUGUUUAAUAGUAGUUGAUGGUAUUAUUCUUAAUUUUUCUCUAAAAAGGCCCUUGAGAAAGCCAAAGAGGCGGGCAGGAAAGAACGUGCCUUAUGUCGUCAGAGGGAACAGUCAUCCCUUGGAGAACAGGUCAAUCUGGAUAUGACUUACUCGGUGAGCACCUUGUCGUAAUUUCAUUUGGAUUAAUUUUCCCUUCAAGGAGAAAGAUGAGGAAAUUUAUAACCUCUACUCCCUACAGUUAACAGUGACUUGUUCUGUAGUCACUUCUGUUAUAAUUAUUUGGUAUAUUUAUCCCUGUAUCAUUUAUAUGCUGUCAUUUAGGUGUUGUUCAAUCUGGCCAAUCAGUAUCAUGCCAACAAACUGUAUGCAGAGGCACUGAACACUUACCAGGUUAUAGUCAAAAACAAGAUGUUUAGCAAUGCAGGUAAACUUCAUUUUGCACAUAUGUUAAGGCUCACUCUUUCCUGUUUUUUUCAGCGUGGUUGAUCAUUAUUAAUCUUUGUCUCAGAUUACAAUGAAUUUGAACCAGACAAGUAAUGUUAUCGUAAUGGAUAUGAUGUAUGCCUCCUUUUGUAUAUGUAAUGUUUAGGCCUAGAAGGUGAGGAAAAUGGUCUCCAGUGUACAUUAACUGUAUGAAUAACUUUGCCUAAUUAUGUGAAUUUAUUUUGUUAUCCUGCACACUGAGAAAAUAUCAUUAUAUUGUUGCUAGUUUUAUUUCAUGAAAAACAUUUUCCUUUAGGACGGUUAAGAGUGAAUAUGGGUAAUAUCUACUGUGAACAAAAGAAAUAUCCCCAGGCAGUGAAACAGUAUAGAAUGGCCUUGGACCAGGUGCCCAACACACACAAGGACAUGAGGUAUGUGAAGGGUACAAGAUCAGAAAACAAUAUCUAGUAGGGGUCAGGUAAAUUUGCAAGCAAUUUUGCUGUUGAUUGUGACUUGAAGAAUCUAAGGAUGAAAUUGAUAAUGCAGCAGUCAUGUUUCAAUAUUUGAAUCAAAUGAAUGCGACUCAAAGGUAACAAAGUAACAUAGACAAAUUACAUGAAGUAUUACAUUUUAUAUUCUAUAGUUUAGUUAAGAAUUUCUAAUUUUUUUAAAGCAAAACCACAGGAAAAGAACAAGUGUCUUAAAUUUUAUUAAAUAUAAUUCUUUCUUAGGAUAAAGAUCAUGCAAAACAUUGGUGUGGCAUUUGUUAAGAUUGGACAGUUUUCAGAUGCUGUUACUUCUUUUGAGCACAUUAUGGGGGAGAAAGCAAGUUUCCAAACAGGUAUGAUUGGCAAAAAUACCUUAAAUCAACACUAAUCAUGAACCAACUCUUAAAAUCUUUGCAUUCAACUUGUCAUGAUAAGUUGACUCAAUCUCUUCACUCAAAGCCGUCUGCAAUAUUGUCUUAAUGAAAGAAUCAUUAGCAUUAUUGGCUUUUGUUUUAAGAGGCACAUACAUUAAAUUGUUUCCUCAAAACUGUAAUUAAGAACCUCAAAAAGUACUUUGAGCAUCUCAAUCCUCAAUUCUCCAUACUCGAGCCUCGAGCCUCCAUUCUUGAUCCUUGAUUCUUGAUAGUUUUAAGUAUGGAGAAUUGAGUUUGGAGUCAAGACUGUCCACUUACUUUUGAGCAGUACUGAAGGGCCAAAGAAGUAGUGCUUCAUAAAUAACAUUUUUUAGUUAUUACAUUUCAUAAGACUGAGAUAUGGAAUAAUCAAACCUGCAAUUAUCAACAUGGUUAUCUUUAAUAUGUGAUAUCUAUGCAUUCAGGAUUCAACUUGCUUUUGUGCUACUAUGCAUUGGGAGACAAAGAAAAAAUGAAGAAGACUUUUCAAAAAUUGCUAACAGUUAGCCUUGGGUUUGAUGACGAGGACAAGUACACUUUGACAGGGGUAAGGAAAACUUGAGUUCACAUAUAUAAUUUUGUAACAAUUAUUAUUUGUGACUUCCUUUUUCAGUCUUACAAAGCUAGAAGAAUUUAUAAGAUAAAUUUUGCUUGUCUGGUGGGAGGAGUGCUUUAUGAGCACUUGUCAACAUUGUCUGAAUCAAAGCCUUCUUAGAUGAAAGGAUGGAUGAAAGUGUUUCACCUUGACUGGGUAGUGAUUUUUAGUUGUUUGCCUCUCCUUCUGCAAUCUUACCAACAGUUGGAUGUUAAGGGUUUACAAAAUAACCAGCCCUGCUGCUAACAAAUGAAUAAAGGGGGUAAGUUUCUAAAGAAACUGUGGUGCAGCAUCAGUGGGAAAGUCUAAAAGGGUAAUUUCGUAUAUUAUCAAAUGAGUUCAUAACAUAACUUUGCCACUGUAAAGAGAAUCAAAACUUAUACAUAGCUUUGAAAUUCUUUACCAUUGCCAAUUUAUGUUAUCACCUCGGUUGACAAUACUAAAUUACUCUGCUGCUCAUAAGACUGGGAUCAGUGACACUUUGCUGGUAAGCUCCUAAUUUAAUGCAUCAUGCAUUUCCUGUGUACAGUUGUAUCUCCACACAGGACCCUGAUCCUAGAAGUAUGCAGGGCACUUGACACAUGAUCAUAGUUUCUGCAUGUGUGCCAAUUUGGAAUAUUUAGAAGUUUAACAUUAUUUUUUUGUUUCAAUCUUUAAGGAUGAUCCUCAGCAAGCAUUGAUUUUGGAAGUAAUAAGAAAUGACAGGCUGCGACAAAUUGAACGUCAAAAGUAUGCUUGACAGUGGUUAAAUUUCUUUGAACUGUGUAUAUCUUGUAGCUGUGGACAAUAAGGGAGAGGUUUAAGGGUGUAGGAUGAACUUUGUAUUAACUGACAGAUUUGUUUGGUACAUAAUUUGACUCUCAAUUAUAAGUGUGGGCAAUCAAUAUUCCAAAUGCAUUGAAUUAUCCUUGGAACUUUUAUUUUUUGGUAGAAAAUUUGUUUUAUUUGGUAGAAAAAGUAAUAAGCAGACAAAGAUCUUAUCUUGAAAAAUUGUUUAAAUUGUGUUGGUCUAGAUUGAAGUUAAUAAAUUGCAAGCUUUUCAUUCCCACACUGUUGUCAAUGAAUAAAUUUCUUAAAAUAUUUUGUUAUUUCUUUUAGGAAAUCCCAAGCAGAUAAAUGCAUUAUGAGUGCUGCUAAACUCAUAUCUCCUGCAAUAGAGAGUAGUUUUGCUGCAGGAUUUGACUGGUAAUGUAGCCAAGAAUGAUUCUGUAAUAAUUUCAGAUUCUACUGAGAUGUCAUAGUUGAUCCAGUUAAACUACACAGUGUACUUGAGCUCAUGUUUUAUUAUGUUUUUUGUACUUAUUAACAAGCCAAGUUAAAGAAAUCAACUUACUCUACUCUGAAACUGAGAAAGUUGUGAAUAACAAAAUAUGUUUGAGGUGUUAUGGUGUUCCAUGGAAAGAGCCAAUCAGUCAUGAAAAAGCUAAACCCUAAACAGCAACAGUAUUUAGUUUGUGGUUCAAAGGGUUGCUCACUUGUUGUGACCUUAGUUAUAUUUGGUCAACACACAAAUGACGACAUAAGAAUCAAAUCUAAGUGUUCAGAGUGUACUGAGUAUCACAGCAAUUGAAAAAAUUGUAUAGAAAGCAAAGUGAAAAUUGAGUUGAUUAAUUGCUUGCUAUUGGCUUUGCAGGUGUAUUGAAUGUGUAAAAGCAUCUCCUUACUUGGAUUUAGCCAAUGAAUUAGAAAUCACCAAGGCAAUCACUUACUUGAAAGAGAAGGAUCUUGCUAAGGUGUGGUUUGGUGGUUAAUAUAAAAUUAACUGUAACUCGGCUUUAUGACUACUCUACAGGUACUAAUUGAAAUACAAUGUUUACCAAAUUGACUUUGUUCACAAAUCAAGUUUUUUUCUGUAAGGGUCACAAUGAGUUUAUUGAUGGCCCUAUAAUAUGUCAAAUUCUCCAGUAGUCAGUUUUGAUUUGAUGUGCUAAAUAAGCUUGUUUAAAACUAAGAAUGGUACUGUCAUUUUAACUUAUGCUUCAUAUUUUGCAUUGAUUGGCCAUUCCAUAAGUUUAACUGCUAAAUGUAGUUCUUGUUGUAUUCUGUAUCAUCUUUUUGUACCUCAUUCACUAAAUUUCUCUAUAAAGGCCAUCGAAAGUCUCAAAGGAUUUGAGAAAAAAGACUCCAAAGUACAAUCCACUGCUGCCACUAACUUGUCCUUCCUAUACUUUCUGGUAAGUUUCAAGUAAAAUAUGAUGGAUUAUGUUUCUAUACUCAUCUGUAAAGAGGCAUCAUAAAUCUAAUUCUGUCUCUGCUUUGGUAAUUAUGGUUGUACAUUUAUACCAGGGUUGAAAUACACCAUAUUCUCUAUUGAACCUGGAAUGUGGUUGGAUAGUCUCAAUGUGUACAGAAAUAUUUAGAAGCAAAGAAGCAGUUAAAGAAGCAGUCAAAUGUGUGAUGGUACAUAUUUCUUAUUUAGGAAAAUGAAGUGUCACAGGCUGACAAGUAUGCAGAACUUGCCAUAACAGCGGAUCGAUAUAACCCUGCUGGUAGGUUGGCACCCACACAUCAUAAAGAGUUUGUAUGUUUAAUGUGAAGCAAUGUAUAUAGGAGAUGCUAAAAAUUGAGUUAUAGUUAAAUUUGUCAAUACAGUAAGGGCACUGUAACUCUAUUUACAUAGAAGUUAAGAGUACUGGGAUUGUCAUGAGGAUAACUUAUUAACUGUUCAUUUCUGUAUUUUCUUUCAGCGUUGGUUAACAAAGGGAACUGUUUGUUUGCCAAUGGGGAAUAUGAGAAAGCACGAGAAUAUUACCAGGAGGCUUACAAUGUAGAGGCUUCUUGUACUGAAGCUCUGUUUAAUUUAGGUGUGUCUUGAAUGAUUCAUUCAUUUGGUAAAUUAAUGAGUCAGUUGGUUAACCAGUUAAGCAGGCAGGUGGUCACUCAGUUAAUUUGUUUGACAGACAGAUGGACAUACCAAUGGACAGACAGACGGUCAGUUAGUCACUUAACUGGUGAUGAGGCAAUCCAUCUGUCUGAUGGCCUAAUUAACCACAUUCCUGCACCUACUCUUGAACACCAAACAAAUCAAAUUUGUUAUUCAUAAAUACAACAAAUCUCAAUUAUGGGCAUUUUGAAGGAGAACUCUGAGAACUAUUUUCUCAUUUGAUGUUACAUAUUUUUUUUACCUGCUAAAUGAACAGGUCUUGCAGAGAAAAAGUUGAACAGACUGGGUGUUGCUCUGGACUGUUUUUACAAGCUGCAGGCCAUACUUAAAAAUCAUCCUCAAGUUCUUUAUCAAAUUGCAAGCAUGUAUCCUUUCUUAAUCAAUAAUCAAAUGAAAUGUGACCAAUAUUCUAUUUUUUAUGCUACAAAUUGUAUCUUGUAUGCUCACUUUUUAAUUGGCUUCAUGUUGUAUUACAGAGGUGACAAUAACUCACUUGAUAACAUGCUUAUACACUUCUAUAUUCCAUUUAGGGAAAGAAAGUUUCCUUGUUAAUGAUAUUAUGGAAGAUUUUUCUAACUUGAUUUUGAUGUAAUAAGAAACUGUAAAAACACAGUAGUGCACAAGUUUUUUUGCCAAAAGCAAAAGAGUAAAAAGACCAAGCACUCUAUGGAAAAAUACUUAUUUAAAGGUGAUGAAAGUGUGGUAGAAAGGACAAACCAUAAACCUGGUGUAUCCAUGGAUCAUUUAAACUUGUUUAUAUUUCUGUUUCAUAUCUCAUGAACAAAUUAAUGACAUCAUAGCUUUGAUUUCCUUGACAUUGGCUCAGACAUGAAAUGUUAGAAGACAAAUCUCAAGCCAUUGAGUGGUGAGUCCAAGUGGCAUGUGCAGAAUGUUUAUCUUAUUGCUACUACUAAAUUUCAUGGGCACUUCAUUGUGCAAAAAUAUAAGAAUCAUAGUUUGCAGGUUCCUAUUUUAUAUUGUACUAUUUCAUGUUUUGGCAGAAAAUUCUGGUAGUAGAGCUUUGAUGUUGAAAUCUACCAUUCACAAUAGCUAACUGUCACAUGCAGUAGUUGCUUGGUUGUCAGAAAUUAAACAAGAUGGGGGACUGUGAUUUUGUGAAAUAUAAUGUUAAGUCCAGAAAAAUAAGCUAUAUUCAUAAGGUGGAGGUGCUUAAAAUUUCAGGGGAAUUUAAAUUAUACAGCAGUAAUAAUUGUACUAUUUAUAACAACUAGGAAGAGUGGUGGUUCUUUGUGUGGUGAUGCUCACCUCUCACAACAAACAUUAAAUACCGGUAUUUCUCUUUUAUUAAAGGUACAUGCAGCUUGUCUCUGUUGUGCCUACUGACCCAUCAGUCCUGUCCAAGCUAGGUGAACUGUAUGACAGUGAACAAGACAAGUCACAAGCAUUCCAAUAUCACUUUGAGGUUAGAAUUUUGAAAAUGUAAUUUACCUUCACUUAUCUUUUGGUGGUGACAUUACUUCAGUUUUUCCAUCCUGUCCUUUCUCUUUCUUUCUCUGUUUUCCUCCUCCAUAUUUUCUUCUGGCUGGUUUUCUGUCUUGACCAUAUGAAAGACUUCUGCAAAAAAUGCAUGUCUCAUUUUCAUCAAUUUCACUCAGCUUCCAAAUCCCUUAAAAAGAACAAGACAGAGUGAUGAUUUCCUUUUUUUUAUCAAUUCAACAUUUGAAUGUAAAGCCAAUUUAAAACUGAUCUUAAAAUGUUCUUUUUCUUAGUCAUACAGAUAUUUUCCAUCAAAUAUUGAUAUUAUUUCAUGGCUUGGAGCUUACUACAUAGACUCUCAGUUUUGUGAAAAGGCAAUACAUUACUUUGAAAAAGCAGCAGUCAUACAGUAAGUUGGUUCUGUUCUGUGUUCAGUAUGUGAAAUAACAAAAGUGACAUUGAUACCAGGAGCUCUACCUUCUCAUGAAGACUUGCUUAGUGUUGAGACAAUCCAUCCAGUGAAAGCUUUCUGUAAUUUUAAAUGACAAUUUUUUUGAAAUAGUGCCCCAGGACAAUGUGCUCAACCUCUCCAAUAUUUUCAAAGCCCCAAAUUAAAGGCCUUUUCUUUCCUUACCUGGUUUUAUUCACUUUUUCUCCAUUCAAAUGGCUUCUUGCUGAGCAAGAUUCCUCUACCAUUGUAAGUUGUACUCUUUCUGACCACAAUCUAUCCAUAGGUAAACAGCACCUAAUCAAGCUAACUGUAGUACAGAACACUUCCCUUAAGUUUUUGUCCCAGUAUGUGACUCUUGUCAUCCUAGAUUUGGAUGAGCAUCAAGUAUCAUAAAUGUUACAGCAAUUAUAGUAUAGUGUUGUGGAAAUGGAUGUAGGCUUUUGUGAACCACUGGGCUUGGUGAGACAACUGUUAACCAUAGCCAUUAUUGACAAAAUAAACAUCCUUUUUUAUGUAAUUUUAAAACAAUGUCAAAUGUCGUCUUCAGGCCAAAUGAAGUCAAGUGGCAGCUUAUGAUAGCAAGUUGUUAUAGGAGAAGUGGUAGGUAGUUGAAAUGUGAAAAUGCUGUCUUUGUUUAAGUGAAUCAAUUUUUUGUUUUUAUGCUGUAUGUGGUUACAGGGUAGUGGAGCUGUGGGAUCUGUGGCAUACGAAAUGCAUUCCCCUAACGUAAACUCACCCUAAGGCAUAUUUUCUUGGAGAACAUGCUGCAAGAUGCCAGAGAAGCUCCCACUGCUUCCACAUAUUAUGCUGACACACCAUGUAUAAUUUUCCUGCGCUAAGCGCCUUGGGAUAUAUAACUGUCUGAUAUGGAGUUAAAAAACAGUUAGGAAUUUUUAUCAAAUCUGGUGAACAAAAUUAUUGAAUAUGUUGGUUUCUAAAUUGUUUGUUACCCUGUUGUAUUAGAAUUUUUUGUGAGUUACUGUUUUUCAUUAGGACAUACAGGUUUUCCAAAUCCAGUAUGCUUUCCCUUUUUGUACAAAGUCCUUCUUUUUACCAUGACAUAUAAGCAAAGAAACUGUACUUUUAUUGUUACAGGUAAUUAUCAACAGGCUUUGGAAACAUACAAAACCAUACAUAAAAGGUUUCCAGAAAAUGUGGAAUGUAAGUACUUUUUACCAAAACUACAUGGGUUAAAAAACACAACAGCCUGUGCUCUAGCAGAGCUUGAGUGUCACAGGUUACUAACUAUUGUCCUUGGGUGAUUCAUAUAACUUUCCUUCUGCGUAAGUUCUCAAAGCUAGGCACUUAAGAUUCCUGAGACCAGAGCCAUAAGGUGUUUGGUUAUUCCUCUGAGAGUGUGGUGUUUUAUAACAAAUUUAUUUCCCUAUUUCAUGUGAAGAUGUUACUUUCCAUUUAGAUGAAUUUGUUACAAAGUGGUUACUCCCAAACUCCUUGCUUACCUGAAAUCUCAACACAAAACAAGUUUAAAUUUAAAUUGAGUGAAAAGACAAUCUUCUCCAAGAAGUUUUAUUGAUACCACAUAAAUGGUUCACUUUUGAUGGUCUCCUUGAGAGUAUUAAAUGAGUAGAAUUCAGACUAUUGUAUUACCUCGAUUUUUGUCCUAACUGAUGUGUUAUAGGACAGCCUUCUAUAAGAUUUGAAGUUUGUUCUUUGAUUUCUUUCCUGGGAAUUUAUUGUUCUGGACACUAAGGAUUACUGUGCUAUCAUUGAUGUAGUUGGACCAAAAUCAAGUCUUCUCAGUAAUAGUGCUCUAGCAGCUUACUUUGUUAAUGCCUGUUUAUUUUAAAGGUCUUAAAUUCUUGGUGAGAAUUUGCACAGAUCUUGGUUUAAAAGAUGUUCAAGACUAUGCUCAAAAACUGAAGAAAGCAGAAAAAGCCAGAGAGAUGAAGCAACAGGUAACCAAGAAAUUUUGAUUGACUCUUCAUCUACUUUAAGUCUAGCUCUCUGAUAAAUACUACUAUAUGUCACGAUAAUCUUUUUAUUUUGUCAAAAAGUUUCUAUAAUGCUAUUCACAAUAAGAAUUAUGGUCAAAAAUGAAAAACUUUGAUCAGUUAUAAGUUUGGUUAUUCUCAUUACCUGUUUGCUGGAUAAUGAAUGGAUAUUAUAGGGAGAAGUUGCAUUGGAGUUAAAGAGUUAAGUCUAGCUCUCUGAUACUACUAAUAUGUCAGGAUAAUCUUUUUAUUUUGUCAAAAAAUUUCUGUAAUGCUAUUCACAACAAGAAUUCUUGUCAAAAAAUGAGCCAAACUCUUCGAUCAGUCAUCAGUGUUGAACUUGUUUAUUUGUUCAAUAAAUGGUGUUCCUUCUACUAUUUCCACUAUUGUCAUGUUGUGUAAUGAAGGGGUGGCAAAUUGAAAGAUGUAAGUUAUGAAUGAUACCUGCACCUGAAACUUCAAUGUGCCUUGGAAAAAAGUGUGUGGACAAUACCUAAACUUAUUUUAGAAAAAAGUAUGAAUUAGAGGUUCUAGAGAUUUUACAAAGGACAUCAGUUCUGUUAGAGCUGUCCUCUGGGAAAAAAGCAUUCCUUUCUAUACUCCUCUAUGUGAUUCUGAGAACCCCAGAAGGAGAGACACUUAGCAAGAAUGUUUGUGGAGGGGAACAUAACUCAGACAUUACACUAUCCUCUUUCUGCAGCGUUCCAACAGUGGAUCUAGAAAAGGAAGUGGGCGAGCUGGAAGUGCUAACAUGCCUGGUUCUGGUGGUUCACGCAAUAACAGUGCAGGGAGUGGUAAGUGCAAUUUUGAACAUCACAUGUUGACAGUGCUAACAUCUACAGUAUGCAGGUUGUAUAUCAAAUUAUAUCCAGUAAAUCAGACUGCAUAACAUGGAGAUAGUCACACAACAAUUAGGUUUGGGGAGAGAGCUUCUUGUACAGCCUCUCCUCUCAAUCUUCGUCAAGAAAGAAGCUAGCUAGUUUGGGACCCCUUACAAGAAACAGCUACUGACACAUGAGGAAAAUAUCUAAAACAGCAAAGAGGAAAUUCACCUAAACCCUGAAUUUAUGCAGAUAUUUUUUAAAAAUCUCCCCUUUUGCUUUAAUUUAUCUGCUUGCAAACUUGUGAAGAAAAUUGUGUGUUUUGUCAAUAACAUUCAACAGACACUUUCUUUUGUCUAUUCCCACCACCCUUUUGUUGUAUAAUGCAUAGAACUUUUGGGGAGAAAAUGUAUGUCAAUUGUAUCAGGGAUUUAAAGGCUUUAUCUUAUUGGUACUUUAUGUAGAGUCAGGACGAGUUGACAGUGGAGGAUCAGACAGGAGGAGAAGUGCCAACCGCUCUGCUGGACGAACAAAACCAUUCAUUCCAGAUAAUGAUGACUCAUUUAGUUUUAGUGGAUCAAAAGAAGUUGGUGAGUUGAUAGAGAAUUAUUCCUUGGGUCAGGUUGUUAAUACCACAGUUUUUACAAUCCAGGGUUAGUAUCAAUUUAGUUUAAUUUGUAGCUUUGGAGACACUCCAUCUAUUUGUACGACUAAAAAACACAUUUCUUUCUUCAGUCACUACUUUGAGGCUAGGCACAUGCUGUAAAUAUCCACAAUUGUUCACCUCGACUUCAGUGAAUAAUUUUUAUUUGGUUGACUCAGACUCCCUGGUCAUAAUCUUAAAUAGGUGAACUGGUGAUUUGAACAGACAAUUUUAUCAGUAAGAUGGUCUUUCCAUGAUGUAACAACAAAAUCUCUUUGCUUAUGUACUGAGAGCACAUAACAGAUUGAAGAGAGAAUUACCAACAGACAUUUAGAGUUAAAGGCCUAACCCAAGUAGUGCAUGUGGGUGAAACUCUUUGGGAAAUGUUUGGUACACUUCAUUGCAUUAUGCACUGAUUAAAAGGAAUGCUUGGUAGUAGGUUAUGAAGUUUUGAGUUACCUAGUUCACAAAGUAGCUUCUUUCUAAUAAUUAACUGUUUAAACAUCCUGUUUUGUAGAUGCCACUUAUGCAGAUCCUCUUGGAGAAGCUCCAGCAAGGCCAAAGACUGCUGGCAGGCAAAGGCCACAGCAAGUUGAGGAUGAAUUUGGGGAUGAAGAGAUUGGAGAUGACCUUCUUCCUGACUAGAAAAAGGAGCCUUAAUUUAACACUCAUGACUGCCCUAGAAAUAUAAUCCUCCCACGUCUGAUGAAAGUUCUAGUUUAACUUAUUUCCUUUGAACAAUUGGUCAUGACAUCAAGUUAGCAUGCAUAGAGACAGUGCCUUAACAUGAAAGCAAACAAGCAGCCCAUUAAAGUGAUUCCAUGUCAGCCCAGCUAAAGAAAUUCUCUAUUGAAAAUGUGCUCUUCAUACAUAUACCAGGGGUUUCAAGAAGCCUUUUUCAAUUCCUAAAAAUUCUCACUAUCAUAUUGAAGUCAGGUGCACAAAAUUAUUUUUUUGUAAAUGUGGGUUUUCAUUUUACAUUUCAUUAUGAAAUACAGGCUUAUGUAUCUAAGAAAUGACCCAUUUUAAUCAGAUUUGUAAGGGAAAAGGUUUCAUCCUAUACAUAGGCUUAAACCAGGAAAGGUUUAUAAUGUUCACCAUCUGACUUUAACCCUAUAGCCCCUAAGAGUGACUAGCAUCUUAUUUCUCCUAAGUAUAUCACCCCUGAACCAAACAUGAAAGUAAUGAGAGUUGAAGAGAUGAUCACCAACUAGAGUAGCUCUCGACUGCUAUACAAAUUCUCCUUGUCAGCCCCUUUGGAAAUGUAUGGAGAACAGUAUGGAGAAUAUGCAUACUGAUGUUAGGGGGUAAAGGGGGGUUAUCUUUUCCACAUGGCAUUUUUAAAGGGCUGGAAGGUUGACAUGAUUUACUUACAUAAACAAGUCAUAAGGGAGAGCACUGUACAGAACUGUUCAAAAUAAUACUCAAGUACCCUUUAAAUUAUUUGUAAAAUACUAUUGUAAUUAAAAAAAAGGAGAGAGU